AUGCAAGGAGAAACUGGAAGGCUAAUUACACGCUCCAAUGUCAUUCAUAUCGAUCGACCGGAUUCCAUGAAACAUGUUGAUCUUCAUAUUUAUAUAAUUCCGAAAGAAGUGUGGAAAAAUAAUCAGAACCUAGCAGAAAAUGAUGCAAUGACAAAUGCGGUGUCUGUUGGCUUUGUUCGUGUGCCGGACAAUCUAACAAUUGCUGAUCUACGUCGGUACAUAUUUAAUAUCAGCAGUGAUACACCGAAUUUUCCGGAGAAUUUUCUCUACCUGAGAAGCGUGGGUCGGUGUUUAACUAAAGUGAAACAACAACAAGAGAAAGAACUCAAGGUGAAAAAUUAUCGGCCGCCAAUGGCGUUUGCACCAGAAAUCUAUUUACUCGAAGAUAAUCAUAAACGUGAUGCAAAUGCUAAUUUUUUACGAGGAUCACCAAUCAAUCGGUCGUCUGCGAACGAUUACUCAUGGCAACAUGCUGACGAUAAAUCCCUACUGCCUGAUCGAUUACCUUGGCAAAACUCAACAUUAAAUCCUACAACUCAUUCGAUAGUUUCAUCAAAGGUCUCGCCACGACGGCUAGCGAAAGUGCGCGAAGAACAAGAACGUCUUUAUUUACAACAGGAACACUUAGCUCGGAAGCGUCGUCAAAUCGAAAAUCAACAGGAGAGGGAACAAGCGGCCGUUAAAAUUCAAACCGCUUUUCGAAAUUACCGUCAACGACGAAGUCAACCGCACGAAGAAGACGUAGUGCUUGGAAUCGACCGUUUGGAAGAAGAAGCGAAUAAAUUAACCAGUUUAAAAGAAGCCGAGGAACGAAAUGUUCUAAAAUUUUCGCAUCGUCUUGACAAGUUGCGAACAAAACGUUUUGAACUGGAAACAAAUCGUGAUUUAGUUAUUCGUCGACUGCAGCAACUACAAGCGCAGAUUGCCCAUCAACGAAGAAAAGGUUCAAAAGAUCUUUUGACUUUACCUACACACGUUUUCUCUCUCUCUCUAGAAAAAGAUCUAUGGAAACAAAAGUAUAUUCUCGAGAAAAAUCGUCCAACUUCUAAUGAUCACGUCGAUCUUCACGACCGGUUGGACCAAGUGACAAUGCGUUUGAAUCAUACAACUAAAGCUCGACAACAAGCAGAGUAUGAGUCUCGUUUAUUACGUCAAGAAUUACAACAAAUAAGUUCGACUCUAAACGGAAUUCAAAAAUAUCGAUUUCCAAAACAAGCAACAGAUCCGAUUUCUUUAAAUAUUACCCUCAAGUAUUGA
Adineta ricciae is the source of this 1257-nucleotide messenger RNA. The record is from the annotation of a GenBank genome assembly. Lineage: Eukaryota; Metazoa; Rotifera; Eurotatoria; Adinetida; Adinetidae.